AACAAUAUUAGUAUGAUGCAUAGAAAACACUCACGCAUAGAAAGGAGAAGGCCAAGGGACGACGACGACGACCUCCACUCCCAAAAGCUAAAGCGAAAGAGCAAGCCUGCCUGCCGACCGCAGCUAUAACCACCACUCCUCCAAAAACCCAAGCAGCGAAAAAAAGGAGAGCAGAGGAAGAAGAAGAAGACUCAGAGUCUACAGAGCCCCCAAUUCCCCAUAACAGAGCACGCAGCUGCGAGAAAAGGCUCUGCCUUUUUCUCGCCUUGCCUUUGUGCGCGAGGAAUUAAGCUCUAAUUGCCGGCCGCCAUGGCGCGGCGGGUGCAGCAGCAGCAGCUCGUCGUCUUCUUCUUCUUCUUCUUCGCGGUGGCGGCCAUGGGGGACGACGGCGGCGAGAAGUGCACGGGAGGGUGCGGGAACCCGUGCGGCAUCCCGUGCACAUACUCCAGCCCGCCGCCGCCGGUGCCGGAGCCGGUCUACUACCCGCCGCCACCCGUCUACUCGCCCCCGCCCCCGGCGCCGGUCUACUCCCCCCCGCCGGCGCCAAUCGAGUACCCGCCGCCGACGCCCACCGCCAACUGCCCCCCGCCUCCCUACGGCGGAGGGUACGAGCCCACGCCGACCACCCCUAGCGGAGGGUACAACCCGAGCCCCAGCGGCGGCGGCGGGUAUAAUCCGACGCCGUCCGGGGGGUGGUUCUCGCCGCCCAACAUGCCGUCGUACCUCACCCCGCCGGGCACGCUCUACCCGCAGGACCCUGGCUUCCGCCCCAACGACGCACCUGGAUCACGCGGCCGCCUCUCAUGGCGCGCGGCGGCUUUGGCGGCCAUGGCCGGAGUCCUGCUGCUGGCUUCGUGAUCCAUCGACCGAUCGACGAACCUCGUGUUAAUUGGCCGGCCGGGAGCGAGCUAGCUGCUGCACCGAUUGAUGGAGCCAUGGCGAAACCGGUAAAAUUCAAGCCCAGCGGGUGUGCAUGGGCGUCUCGGUUAAUUCCCUUCAUUCCUGUGUGUUCAUAAUAAAGUUUUAGACAAGUAAAGCGUCGGGUAAGAAUAAUUAUCUUUCACUAUUUUUUGAGGGAGUCUAUUAAUUCGUGCUGUUCAUGUUCAUGUGGCGAAUUUAAUCAUGUCUUGUCGUGUAAGUAAGUUGUCUUUAAUUUACUUUGGUCAUAGGAAGAAGAAGAAAAUUGUUCAUCAGACUAUUAUACAUACAUAUGGUAUGUCUCUGAUUAAUCAGACUCCAGUUUACAUGUUUCCA
Molecule: messenger RNA, 1254 nt
Organism: Brachypodium distachyon (stiff brome)
Lineage: Eukaryota; Viridiplantae; Streptophyta; Magnoliopsida; Poales; Poaceae
Product: extensin
Exons: 1
Coding region: 310-858 (182 amino acids)
Source: RefSeq, a predicted model, not a curated record